Neltuma alba is the source of this 793-nucleotide messenger RNA. RefSeq lists its product as uncharacterized. The record is from RefSeq and is a predicted model, not a curated record. Bases 14 to 493 code for a protein of 159 amino acids. NCBI's taxonomy places the organism in Eukaryota, Viridiplantae, Streptophyta, Magnoliopsida, Fabales, Fabaceae. The transcript has 3 exons.
GAAGAUUAGCUUGAUGGGUUUUGUGACAGUUGUUCUUCCAUUAUUAUUAUCUCUCGCUGUGCAAGGAACUCUUGGAGGGGUAGAAUGUGAGGGUCUAGGCAAAGAGAAGUGCUCGUUUGCAGUAUCAUCUGCUGGAAAACGAUGUGUUCUUGAGAAGAUAGUGAAGAGGAGCGGCAUGGAAGCAUAUAUCUGCAGAUCAUCGGAGAUUGAAGCAGACAAACUGAUGGAUCACAUCGAGUCUGAUCAGUGCGUCGAGGCCUGUGGCUUGGACAGAAUGUCCCUUGGAAUCUCAUCAGACUCUCUCAUUGACUCUAACUUCACCAAGAAACUCUGCUCCACUGAGUGCUACCACAAUUGCCCUAAUGUUGUUGAUUUGUACUCCAAGCUCGCCGAGGUCGAAGGUGUGUUUCUUCCCAAGUUAUGUGAAGCAAAAGGUGCGGAUGCGAAAAGAGCAAUGGCUGAUGUGAAGAGCUCUGGUGCUGUGGCCGCAUGAACGAACUACUGUGCAUCCUGAAUCAAAAUGGACCAGCAGAUCCACCAACUUGAUUUUUCAAUCCAAAGAACAAAUAAUAUAUAUAUUAUUUUUGUUGGUAAUAUAUAAUUGUUCAAGUUACGCUAAGUGAUGUAGCUGUUAUGAAUAUACCAUCAAAUAUAUUUUGUUCAUUUAUUGAAUAAUAGUUAUAUAUGUAUAGAUACAUACUGGAUGGACUGUUGUCUUCUCACAGGCAACAAGGCAUAGCUUCCACUGUUCUACAUGCAUUUAAUGAUUAAUUACAAAUGAAAAGCAAAGCGU